Molecule: messenger RNA, 177 nt
Organism: Lindgomyces ingoldianus
Lineage: Eukaryota; Fungi; Ascomycota; Dothideomycetes; Pleosporales; Lindgomycetaceae
Exons: 1
Source: RefSeq, a predicted model, not a curated record
GGGUAUCCUACCGAGCAGUCUAAGCAACCAGACCCAGACCCAUUAGCAGCAUCACGUUACUCGUGCAUCUACUGGGUCGACCAUCUCUGUGAAAAUCGUGCAUGCGGUCUACAUGAUGGAGGUACUAUUAACAAAGAGGAUGUUCCUCUCCUGGCUAGAAGCACUUGGCCUCUGUAA